Messenger RNA from Mauremys mutica (yellowpond turtle), 984 nucleotides. RefSeq names its product claudin-1-like. Gene Ontology annotation, cellular component: bicellular tight junction; plasma membrane. The record is from RefSeq and is a predicted model, not a curated record. The coding region runs from base 317 to 916 and encodes 199 amino acids. Gene Ontology annotation, biological process: cell adhesion; bicellular tight junction assembly. Lineage: Eukaryota; Metazoa; Chordata; Testudines; Geoemydidae. Gene Ontology annotation, molecular function: structural molecule activity. The transcript has 2 exons.
GGCUUCAACAAAACCACUCCAACCUUGAAGACUUGAAAUGUUAGGAGGGAAACAUGUUCGCGACAGAGGAUUUACAAAGUCAAGGUGAUGUGGACAGUAGAACCAUAACCAACAGCUUCACCUGGGCUCCAGCAGCCUCCAGCCCGGCCCGAGAGCGCCCUGGAGACGAGUGACGACUUUCCCCUUUCCGCUCCGGGCUGGGCACACUCCAGAAAACGCCUUCCCGAUUGCACAGCGUCUCUGCCCGACUCUGUAUCCCAGCCCGAGGGAGUCCCCUUGAAGAAGCGAAGAGACCAGGGCCCUUUCUCAUCAGACCAUGGCAACUGGCUCCAUGGUGCUUGGACUGGUGGUGGCGCCCAUGGGAUGGGUCUUGCUGCUGGCAGCCACGGUGACCCCGCAGUGGAGAGAAUUCUCCAGGCGGCCCGGCUUCCCGCGGGACGUUUCCUUCAGUGACGGUCUGUGGGAAAGCUGCGUGGAGGUGAUCAGCGUGCCGGGCAGCGUGUGCCAAGCCAUCCCCCAGGAGACUGCCAUCUCCUGGCCCGUGCAGAUGCUGAGAGCACUCACUGUCAUCUCAGUGCUUACAGGGGUCCUGAGCUACUCUCUAGCCCACGUGGGGGUUCGCUGGUGGACAGACCCGCCCAACCCCAAGCUUACGGGAACUGCUGGACUCCUGCUGGUUCUCUCUGGAGCCAUGUAUCUAUGUGCCACAUCCUACAUGGCUUACAAAGUCCUAGAGAACAUGGCCAACCCUCAGACCCCUGCUGGGGACAAGUUCCAGCUUGGGACCUGUCUCUACCUUGGCUGGAGCGGCGGAGUAGCUGAGAUCUUGGCUGGGAUCUGCCUGGCCAUCAAUUUCCAAAGGAAGGAGGAAAGCAGCCCAGGGAAUGUGGCUGCUCCUUAUGAGGUGGAUUACUGAGGAGGGGCUCCCAGGCUAGCGCUGGGAGAGGAAACUGGGGGAGUUGGGGACUCUUCUCUGGGGGAUUA